This is a messenger RNA of Pongo pygmaeus (Bornean orangutan), 576 nucleotides long. Its product is annotated as placenta-specific protein 4-like. Lineage: Eukaryota; Metazoa; Chordata; Mammalia; Primates; Hominidae. The record is from RefSeq and is a predicted model, not a curated record. The transcript has 4 exons.
AUGAAAGAGGAGCUGCACCUGAAGCACUGCAAACACCUCCUCAGCACAUAUGUGCACUCACUCUGGACACCCUCACUCACCCUGACACCCUCACUCCUCACCCUGGAUUCCCUCACUCCUCACCCUGGACACCCUCACUCCUCACCCUGGACCCCUCACUCCUCACCCUGGACACCCUCACUCACCCUGGACACCCUCACUCACCCUGACACCCUCACUCACCCUGACACCCUCACUCACCCUGGACACCCUCACUCACCCUGGACACCCUCACUCUUCACCCUGGACACCCUCACUCCUCACCCUGGACACCCUCACUCACCCUGACACCCUCACUCACCCUGGACACGCUCAUUCACCCUCAUACCCUCACUCACCCCGACACCCUCACUCCUCACCCUGGACACCCUCACUCCUCACCCUGGAUUCCCUCACUCCUCACCCUGGACACCCUCACUUCUCACCCUGGACACCCUCACUUCUCGCCCUGGACACCCUCACUCCUCACCCUGGACACCCUCACUUCUCACCCUGGACACCCUCACUCACCCUGGAUACCCUCACUCCUCACCCUGA